Messenger RNA from Lolium rigidum, 1152 nucleotides. Its product is annotated as BTB/POZ and MATH domain-containing protein 2-like. Lineage: Eukaryota; Viridiplantae; Streptophyta; Magnoliopsida; Poales; Poaceae. The transcript has a single exon. Gene Ontology annotation, molecular function: protein binding. The record is from RefSeq and is a predicted model, not a curated record. Bases 1 to 1152 code for a protein of 383 amino acids. Gene Ontology annotation, biological process: protein ubiquitination.
AUGAGAGGCAAGAGGUCCAGGCCCGGUGCCGCGAAUACGGCGAAGAGCUCCGGCAUGAUCCCAAAGACGGCGCAGCGGUCACACUUUGGAGCAAAUACAGUGCGUACUGGCUCGCACGUGUUCGAGAUCUCAGGGUACAGCAUGCACAGAGAUCACGAAGUACGCGGCCUACUAUCUGCGGCCUUCAACAUCGGCGGCCACGACUGGAUGAUUCAAUUCUUCCCUGGAGGAGUCAACGAGCCUUUCAAGGACUACGUGUCCGUGUAUGUCCAUCUACAUAGCAAGAACAAUACCGAAACCAGGGUGAGGGCAUCCUUUCAGCUGAGUCUCGUGGACGUCACCGGAUCCACACCGCCGUAUACGAAGGCAACCACAAAGGAGUUCGGUCCCGGCAGUAACAAGUGUGUCGGCCUUGCCGAGUUCAAGAAAAGGAGCGAGCUGGAGGAGUCGCCUUACCUUCGCGAUGACCGCCUUACCAUCAAGUGCAACGCCUUCAUCACUCUUGUCAAUCACGUGACAUUGCUUGAUGAGGUGCCCCCUUCCGACAUCGCGGAGCAUCUCGGAAAGCUGCUGCAAGAGAAAGAGGGCACCGACGUGGUUUUCGUGGUUGAAGGAAAGGAGUUUCCCGCCCACAAGAUGGUGCUCGCGAUGCGGUCUCUGGUCUUCAAAGCGGAGCUGUAUGGCGGGAUGAGAGAGACGGGCAUGGGUCGUAUCACCAUAGGUGACAUGCAACCCGCCGUAUUUGAGGCGCUGCUACAUUUUAUAUACACCGAUUCGCUGCCCGUAAUGGAUGAUCUUGACCGUGAGAACUACAAAGAAAUCAUCAGGCAUUUGCUCGUCGCCGCUGACCGGUAUGCCAUGGAAAGGCUCAAGAUAAUGUGUGAAAGCAUCCUUUGUAACAACAUUGAUGUGAAGACCAUGGUAACUACGCUGGUUUUGGCUGAGCAACAUGACUGCGCUAGGCUACAUGAUGCUUGCGUUUGGUUUAUUACCUCUUUGAGUAGAAUGGAAAUGGAUGGUGUAAUGGCAAGCCAAGGGUACGCCGAGCUCAAAGCAACAUCUCCCCUCGCUUUGGUUGCAAUGUGGGAGAAAACAUGUAAGGUGGGAAGAGCAUCAAAGUCUUCAGUUCACGCUGGUAGUUUAGGCGUAUAA